AUGCGGGCCAUACUAGGGCACACAGAAGUCUUUUCUGAUAAUCCAAUCAUUAAGUGGCUGAGCAUCCACUUUUGCACCCAUGCAAUUCUGAAGGAGCUUUGUGGAAAUUUAUUUUUUCUCGUGUGUGGAUUUGAUGAGAGGAAUUUAAAUAUGUCAAGAGUGGAUGUCUACGGGGCACACAAUCCUGCCGGAACUUCUGUGCAAAACGUAUUACACUGGAGGCAGAUUUUAAAACUUAAUAAGUUUCAAGCCUUUGACUGGGGAAGCAGUGUCAAGAACUACCUACACUACAAGCAGAGUUACCCUCCCAUGUACAAUGUGAAAGACAUUCCUGUGCCCAUAGCCUUAUGGAACGGGGCUCGAGACUGGCUGGCAGAUACCAAUGACAUCCAUAUCUUACUGACUCAGAUCCCCAACUUGGUGUACCACAAGGAAAUUCCUGAGUACAAUCAUAUCGAUUUUAUUUUUGGCAUGAGCACCCACUGGAUGGUGUAUGAUAAAAUUAUCAAUAUGAUGAAGAAAUACCAGUGA
Dipodomys spectabilis (banner-tailed kangaroo rat) is the source of this 531-nucleotide messenger RNA. RefSeq names its product lysosomal acid lipase/cholesteryl ester hydrolase-like. Lineage: Eukaryota; Metazoa; Chordata; Mammalia; Rodentia; Heteromyidae. Gene Ontology annotation, biological process: sterol metabolic process. The transcript is spliced from 5 exons. Gene Ontology annotation, cellular component: intracellular membrane-bounded organelle. The record is from RefSeq and is a predicted model, not a curated record. The coding region runs from base 1 to 531 and encodes 176 amino acids. Gene Ontology annotation, molecular function: sterol ester esterase activity.